CAGAGGUGCAAGAGAAGAAAGCGAACGAAAUGGUAGGCAUUGUCACUGCUGCCACUUGGAUUUGAUUUGUGUGCGCUUAUAAGAAUAGCCAACUAAGGUGGGGCAUGGCCUACACCCAUUCUACACUCGCCUCCUUCCAAAACCGCACCCUCCACACACCUCUUCCUCUUUCGCCCCCUCAGAUUCAAAAGACCUGUCCCCCCGCUGAAAGCGUCGAUGGCGGAGACCAACAACAACGUUGCCGUCGAGGUCCUUGAAAAAGAGGAUCUUGCCGUGUCCCUGGCCAAAUACGUCGCCGAUCUCUCCAACAAAUUCACUUCCGAAAGAGGGGCUUUCACUGUUUGCCUGUCUGGCGGCUCUUUGAUCAACUAUCUCCGGAAGCUGCUGGAACCGCCUUAUGUUGAUACUCUUGAAUGGUCCAAAUGGCACGUGUUUUGGGUGGAUGAGAGAGUCGUGCCCAAGACUCACGAAGAUAGCAACUACAAGCUUGCUUUGGAUGGACUUCUCUCCAAGGUGCCAAUUCCCCCGGGCAAUGUUUAUGCAAUCAAUGAUGCCCUUUCAGCCGAGGGAGCGGCCAAUGAUUACGAGACAUGUCUCAGACACUUGGUCAAGAACAGUAUUAUAGCUUCAUCGCCAGCCAAUGGAUUUCCAAAAUUUGAUCUAAUGCUGCUGGGCAUGGGCCCUGAUGGCCACAUAGCUUCUUUGUUCCCAGGCCAUCCUCUUGUGGAGGAAAAACAAAGAUGGGUUACCUUCAUUAAGGACUCCCCUAAACCACCCCCAGAGAGAAUAACUUUCACCUUACCAGUGAUUAAUACUUCUGCUUAUGCAGCGCUUGUGGUGACUGGCAAGGGUAAAGCAGAUGCAGUUCACUCUGUGUUAGGCAAAUCUCAAAAUUUUGCUAAGCUUCCUGUUGGAUUGGUUUCACCUGAAGGAGAGUUGAAAUGGUUCUUAGACAAAGGUGCAGCCUCAAAGCUGGCAGCUUAGCCAUGAUCCUAUAUGUUGUGCCAGUGUAUUUAACUAUUUACCUUUUUGCAAUAAUUAAGUGUGUAUGAGAAGAAGAGACAUAUCUAGUACUGAAUCUCCUUAUCUCAGUGAUAGUUUUGCACUGGAGAGGGUCCUUGGUCAUUUGUGACAAUAAAGGGAAUAUGAAGUUAGUAUUUUGCUUCAACAUUUCUAAUUUCUUCUCCACAGAUUUCCAAUUAAUGUGCACCAACCCCACCCUUUUCA
Glycine soja is the source of this 1227-nucleotide messenger RNA. RefSeq names its product probable 6-phosphogluconolactonase 4, chloroplastic. NCBI's taxonomy places the organism in Eukaryota, Viridiplantae, Streptophyta, Magnoliopsida, Fabales, Fabaceae. Bases 217 to 984 code for a protein of 255 amino acids. The transcript has 3 exons. The record is from RefSeq and is a predicted model, not a curated record. Gene Ontology annotation, biological process: carbohydrate metabolic process; pentose-phosphate shunt. Gene Ontology annotation, molecular function: 6-phosphogluconolactonase activity.